This is a messenger RNA of Rhipicephalus sanguineus (brown dog tick), 4162 nucleotides long. Its product is annotated as protein FAM199X. The coding region runs from base 241 to 1290 and encodes 349 amino acids. NCBI's taxonomy places the organism in Eukaryota, Metazoa, Arthropoda, Arachnida, Ixodida, Ixodidae. The record is from RefSeq and is a predicted model, not a curated record. The transcript is spliced from 7 exons.
AGGAAAAAAACCCGAGAGCGGGCAUUCUUCUCUUUGUAUUGUUUUUGCCCCGUGUCGUGUUCGCUGUGUGUGUUGUGCAGUUGCCGCGCGCCGCUUUCGUCGUCUUGUGUUCGAAUUGUCGCCGUUUCAGCGAUGUGACCCUGCGAAGCGAGCGCUCGCCGAAGCCGACAACGCCAGCGACCCGGCGACAGUACCAAAGAAACUUUUCUUGCGCGUCUUCUUUUCCACGGGCAGUCCGUGAUGAUCGAGUCGAGCGCCUUGGGCACAAGCCCCUGGUGUACAGACUUCUUGAAAGAUGGCGGCACUUCUUUAUUGGAUUUUGAAAACUUCCUGGAUGCAGAAAUCGGCAUGUCUUUACCCUCUGAUCUCGUGCCCACCGAGAGCGUGUCCCUGCCUCUCGAGCGGCCAAUGGGUGAUCACAGUUCGGGGAUACUGCUGGAUGACGGCUUUGGAUGUUGGGAAGACUUUGAGGACUUGCUCAAGAAGGACUCCAGCACUACAUGUGACCUGGAUUUCGAAGAUUGGAGCCUGGAUCUCACCGAAUCGUCGGAGGUUCUCUCGGAUUGGAGCAGUAGCGGGGGUCCCACAACGUUCGAGGGUGCCGAGGGCCACUGCUCGCGGCCGCGUUCGCGGCGGGGACCUUCACCAACGUCUUUGAACGUUGAACGAUCGUCCUCAACUGCGAGCUGGUCUGCCAUGACCAGCGGGGAGCAACUGCGGACAGUGGAGGCUCUGACCGAAGCAAUCAGCCACCGCUUGGGGCUGCGGGAACAGCUGGAUGUGAUACGCAUCAUUGACCCGACAGUCACUGUUGACCCGUCUGCCGGACGAGAGAUUGCCGUCGACCUGAGGCGCCUCGAUGACCACAAGCUCCGGCAGAUAGCCGAGUACGUGCGGACUAGUGUGGAGGCCCAGGCGGCGGCAGUGGACAACAAGCCAGAGGUCACGGCCCAAGGCUCUCGAAAAAGAGGCCGUCGUCAACAAAGCAACCCUCAUUCAGCCUCCGGCCGCAGCACCCCUGCUUCGUUGAACGCACCUGUGCACAAAAGGGUGCGGUGUAAACGCCCACGCCCACGGCAGCAGCAGAGGCGGCGGCGUGUGGCCAAGACUCCGGAGGCCAAGGUACAGCAGCAGAUGCUCAAGGAGCAGCGCAGCGGACUGUUCAUGCACGAGCAAGUGCUCACGCUGACGAGCACGACUUCUUCUUCGUCCUCCUCAAGGGGCAACUCCUCCCACCCGAGCAUAGCGGGCACGGACGACGAAGACGAGGAAGUCGACAUCCUACACUGAGCAGUUUGCGGGGGCUCUAACAGGAAAAAAAAAUAGGGAUUUGGUGUGAGUGGGGUUGGAAGAGAAAUGGCAGUGUCGUUCUUUUUUUUUUUUAAUUUAUGUACCUUACGAGCUUGCAUCUCUUUAAAACCCUGCCGCUGCAGGCUGCCUGGUCACACGGGACUGGAGCGUAGGUCCACUUUCUCGCCUGCGGCGUACCGUGCUGGUUUUUAAUGGCGUGGUCUUUUUUUAGUUCGCCCUGCAGGUGGGAGUGCAGGGGCUGGACUGAGUGCUGUCAAUUGGUCAAAGUGCGGCUGCACGAUUUGUUCGUACUGUGCAAGCCGAGCCAGCCCAGUAAAAGCAGUCAUUGUUUUGUUGUGUACCACAUCUUUGCGUGUAUAACCCGCGUCUCUAGUUGCAGACCUUUGGAAAGAGCAAAAGUUCAGACUAUAACCGAUAGGCACAACUGCACACAAUGUUCAAGUAUUAGGUCUGUACUUUUCACUGUGGCUGUCCAAAAGUUUGGGGUGGUUUGUUGUCAUCGUGUCACUUAUAUGUUGAAAACAUUUACAUGCAAAUUUGUCUGCAACACAGUUGCACCUCGUUAUUCAUUUUUAUUGACCUUUAUAGAAAUUUUAAGAGCUAGGUCUAUGCGCAGACAGCACUGUACAUUCUCACCUGCUAGGCAAGCGAGGGUGGUUGUCUUGGUAAAUUGUAGCCUGCUGUCACUUGACUUGUGUGAGCUGGCUGUUAGAAUAGCUCAUGUGCAUCGGGGGUGAUCGCAUCUAUCUCCACGGUACUGCCUCUGCAAGGGUCCGGGUGAGUUUGCAUUUCUUUUUUGUUUGGCAUACCUCGCUCAAAAGUCAUCAAAUCGUUCGUUUGCGUUCCGUCUUGUCCUCAGUUUUGCACAUGUUGCUUCUGCUUGCUUUACUGGCUCGAGAAAUUGUUCCAAGUUCAAAGCAGCCCUUGCACACCUCUAUGAUCAGGUACCAUGCCAGUCAUUUUUUUGUUUCCCUCUGUUGCUUUGUUCCCUUGGAAGCCACGGGGAACUUGAGGUCUUUGUCAGCGUUUAGUCAAAUGUUUUUAGGUGAAAUUGGGGCACGUGCAUUUGCUGGGUCGUUUGCUUUUGCUGGCUCGCCCUCGUGUUUGCUUUUCUCUUGGGCUCAGUGGUUUCUCCUUUUUCUUUUUCCUUUCUACUCACUUCCUCCUCCAGACUCAUUUCCUUCAACAUUCUUACAGCAUUUUUCAUUUCAUUUUAAACAGAGCGCUGGUAUUUUGUUGAAAAUUUGGGGUGUCAUUUUAUGUUGUUUGUUCUGCUGUCAGCGUUGGGGAUUUUAUGCAGGCAGGCGUCCACUUUUGUAGGUUCAAGCUCUCUUGCAUGUGCCUAUUAUGCUAGGGCAAGCGUGUCUUCGUGCGGAAAGUGACUCAACGCUCUUGGCCUUGCGCGACUCUACCCUUCUUUGUUUGAAAACUGCGGCGGGUUGACUUCUGUGAUGUACUGCCAUUAAAAGUCACCUAGGGGGAAAUUUUUUCUUCUGGACUGUACAUACUAGGCGUCCCUUGCAACUCGUAUAUACGACUCUUCACUGCACUGCAGUUACGGUUAUUUUCCCUACCACGCGACCUUUCAUUGCUCCUAUGUCUUGUGUGUGUGUGUGUGUGUGUGUGUGUGUGUGUGUGUGUGUGUGUGUGUGUGUGUGUGUGUGUGUGUGUGUGUGUGUGUCGAAGCAUGGCUGUGAGCUUUCUUAGCUUUUGUCGUUUUCGGAGCAACAAUUUUCAAAGGCUCGCAACAGUGACGGGGUCUGUCACUUUAGCAGCACCACUAUUGUGACGGGUGCAGUCGUUCAGUACUGAAUAGUCUGUAAUAACGAAGCUGCAAUUCUGAAAUGUUAAUGGUCCUGCCUGUGUCACUAGGGCACAUGUAACGUAGGGUUAGGGCGCACUUUCGGUGCUAUUUCGCCUAGCAUAUUGAUGCAUAACGCAUCUUUUUGUCCCAAAACAAGUAUCUUGCACGCCUUUCCUUGCUUCAACACCGUUAACAUGGUGCGUUCGUGACAUGAACUGGGGGUACAUGACCAACUUGUGAUAGCAUUCCUUAAAGGGAAGUUUGCGAGUACAUAUCUAGGGAAACUCAAGCAAGCAAGAUGUCUAUUAUAUUGGCACUAAAAGCCUUCGCAAAGGGUCUGUUUAGAGUCCUGCUGCUGACACGCCUCCUACAAGGAAGAUGCGCUCCCUUAGCUGAUAAAGUUUGGGUAAAAAAAAGGUAGAAAUGUGAUAGGGCUUAUGAACGGGAAGAAAAAGAUUAUAAAGCCACGAUCCCAACAUGCAUUGUUUGGCGUGGCACUAUGCACAACUAAUAUGAAGCAUGUUUAUUGGGGUGUAUUUGUAGGUUCCCUAUUGACUGCUGUUACCCAGUCACUUUAGUGUGGCUGCUAAGUCGACAGAGCCCUUCCACUGUAGUUGCCUCCUUUUGAAAGCAGGUCCUGCCAAAACCCUCCCAUUUUGUGAUCAUGUGUGAGCGAGGAAGUUUUUGUACUGUAAAAAAAAUAGUGUUACAUAAUAAGCAUUCAUUCAUUCUUGUUUCAUGUAUCUGGAAAAUGGCUUACCUUGUGGAAUCUGCUUGUCUGAAACUAAUAUGGUGCAAGCGGUUAUUGCAGAGGCCUUGCACUCAUUUGUGCCGAUAUUUUAAUGAAAGUUCUGUGAAGGGAGUAGGCCAUCACAUUUUAUUCAGUGUGGCUCCGUUUCCUACAAAAAUUGCUGCAAGCAUCGCCGUUUGGUUACCAUGGUAGCGAUAGGUACAGUAGCAAGCAAAAGUUUGGAGACCAUGGCGCUUCCAAGAAAUAAAAAAAUCUAGCACAGUUCCACAGAAGGUCUUGUACCACUGGAUUUCAAU